GUCUCUGUGUUUUCUCCAGUGUGCACUAUCCUUCUUUUCAUUCUUCGUUUUUCUUUCAUCUCGUCUUCUCUCCCACUCUCCCUUCUUUCUUCCUCUUUUUCGUUUCUAAUUCUCGUUUUUCUUUUAAUUUUUCCAUAGUUGCUCGGUUGCUCGGGUGCUCCUCUUUGCCUUCCCCCGUGCUUUAGGCCCAACAACCAAGGAAAUGGAAUUGGUUGCUAGACAACACGUAUCUCUCAUCUCCACCCCAUCGGUUUCUUUUUCUUUCGAAUUAAGAGAGGAGAACAGCCAAAUGAGAUUCAGAAGAGAUAUAUACGUGGAGGGGAGAGAGCCGGAGUAUUCCCAUACUUAGCCCGUUAGCCGAGAACAGAAAAACCAGAGUCAUAGGUGGUAGAAGGGAUAUAGUUGAAUUUGUUUCAUCGUCCCUAGAUUGUUGCUGUCACAAACUUUGUCUCCACGACUCCACCGGUGAUGGGAGAUUCCCAGUUAAGUGAAGAGAAAAUUAAAAUGUCCAGGACCUCAAUUCGAAUAGAGUAUGGAGCCGGAGAGAAGAGAUUGAAGGUCUGCUCCUCCUUGCCGACACUGGCACACUGCCAUCUGCUCUUCCAUUCGUCGGCGGCUGGCCGGCCAACUGUCCCCCAAAGAAAAAUACGGAAAUACCUUUGGACCAGAAGGCCUUUGUUGUCGUACCUGGAGCCUUGGGUUCGUGACCAAAUUCAAAUUGCACAUCCGGCACCGCGCUUUCGAGGGACUCGGUUCUUCCUUCGCGCGAAUCCAAGUCUCCGAGAUGAGUGCUCCUAUGGAAGUUUCAAUGGGGAAUGCCCUCGAUGGAGACGGCUCCCAGCACAACAAAGUGCUUCAGGAGCCACCUCCAUCACCAAAGUCUCAUCUGGCCCCCAUCGCCCAGGAAGAGAAGAUCCAUGUAUCAGUUGAGGUUUGCUUGAAGCCCUCUUGUACAGCCCGAGUAGGUGAUAUCCGCUUAGCCGUCGAAAGCAUGAUGGAAAAGAGGAGUAUGAGCUAUGUUGAUGGUCCUAUUCCAGUGCCACUGGAUGAUCCCUUCCUUGCAGAAAACGUGCAGCGGAUAUGUGUGUGUGACACAGAUACGUGGUUGGAGCAUGGUGAUUUCCUUUUGUUCUGGCAAGUUAGACCUGUUGUGCAUGUAUUUCAGCUUAGUGAGGAAGGACCAUGUGAAGAAAUGAGCGGGGAUGGGCAGCUUUCUACGUUUAAUGAAUGGAUUCUUCCAGCAAAAGAAUUUGAAGGAAUGUGGGAAAGCUUAGUUUAUGAAACUGGUCUCAAGCAGAAGUUGUUGCGAUAUGCGGCAAGUGCUUUGCUUUUCACGGAGAAGGGCGUUGAUCCUUUCCUUAUAUCUUGGAACAGAAUUGUUCUUCUUCAUGGACCUCCAGGAACAGGAAAGACAUCUUUGUGUAAAGCAUUGGCACACAAACUUUCCAUUCGAUUUAACUCAAGAUAUCCACAAUGUCAAUUGAUAGAAGUUAAUGCACACUCCUUGUUUAGUAAGUGGUUUUCUGAAAGCGGCAAGUUAGUUGCUAAAAUGUUUUCUAAGAUUCAAGAAAUGGUAGAGGAUGAAAGCAAUCUUGUAUUUGUUUUGAUUGAUGAAGUCGAAAGCCUUGCUGCUGCUAGAAAAGCUGCUUUUUCUGGUUCUGAACCUUCGGAUUCUAUACGGGUGGUGAAUGCGCUCUUAACUCAGCUUGACAAGUUAAAAUCAUCACCAAAUGUCAUUAUACUGACGACAUCCAAUAUCACUGCAGCUAUUGAUAUAGCUUUUGUGGAUCGAGCUGAUAUUAAAGCAUAUGUGGGACCCCCAACGCUUCAAGCGCGCUAUGAGAUACUAAGGUCUUGCUUGCAAGAACUCUUAAGAGCUGGAAUAUUGUCAAAUUCAUCCAUGCUGGGCGUCGAGAGGCUCGUUUUCCCGAACUUUUCUAGUUUGAGAGACCACAUUGGCAAAUCAGUGACACCAGAGUAUCAACCACAAUCCCACCUUUCCAAACUGCUGCUUGAUGCUGCUGAAGCAUGUGAGGGUUUGAGCGGAAGAUCACUAAGAAAGCUUCCAUUCUUGGCACAUGCAGCCCAAAAGAAUCCGCACAUUUGUGAACCUGAAAAGUUUAUGCAUGCACUAAUAGAAACAGCCAAACACCAGCGAUUAGAGUUAUCUGAUUGAGUUGUACUUGUGCUGAUCACAGGUUUUAUUUGCUCUGUGAAAUCGUCUGUAGCUUUAAACUUUGGAGAAAAAAAAAAUCUUUGUGGUAGUUGUCGCGGGCAAAGACUAAUUGUAGCAAAAGAUGCACAGAAGUGAGGGAAGUAGGCAGCAAAUACACUUGUAUCAGUUAUAUGGAGAUGUAUGAACUUCUAAAUAUAUGUAGUUACAAAUUUAAAAUGGAAGUUUAAUCUUCUUUGACACUUGAAAA
This is a messenger RNA of Cuscuta epithymum, 2423 nucleotides long. The record is from the annotation of a GenBank genome assembly. Lineage: Eukaryota; Viridiplantae; Streptophyta; Magnoliopsida; Solanales; Convolvulaceae.